Molecule: messenger RNA, 1835 nt
Organism: Saccostrea cuccullata (small rock oyster)
Lineage: Eukaryota; Metazoa; Mollusca; Bivalvia; Ostreida; Ostreidae
Product: transmembrane protease serine 3-like
Exons: 12
Coding region: 10-1731 (573 amino acids)
Biological process (GO): proteolysis
Cellular component (GO): membrane
Molecular function (GO): protein binding; serine-type endopeptidase activity
Source: RefSeq, a predicted model, not a curated record
UUACUAGCCAUGGUUGUUUCCAGUAGAGAGAUGAUGUUAGUACUCUUUGAAACUACACAGAAGGAGACGGUGUGUACCGUAUUUAUAUAUUCUCCAACCUUCCAGCCCUACAUCCUAUUUUGGGAUGAUAUCCGACUUGUUGGUCGAGCAUUUGCUGGAGUUGUAGAACUGAAGCAGCCUGAUGGAUCGUGGAACAAGGUAUGUGCUGACCAUUUCUGGACCCCACAAGUAGCGGCAGUAGCGUGCCAUCACUUAGGAUUUGAUGGAACUGCAAGAACCAGAGCAAGGGGAAUUCAAACUCACGAGAAACAUUUUUCGAAGUUGCAAUGCAAAGGUUCCGAGGAAAGUCUGGAACAGUGCCAAUCUGUGAUUGCGAACAGUUGCAGCACAAACAGAGAAGCAUAUUUAUUUUGUGGUAGACCAAGAGCAGUUAAAGACCAUCCAGCAAAUUGCACAGAUAGACAGUUCCUGUGUAGGAGUGAAAAUAAAUGUAUCCCCUCACGCUGGCGGUGUGACUAUGUGUCCGAUUGUAGCGAUGGCGCAGAUGAAGUCAACUGUACACCAUCGACCGACAUUCCUUUGAGUUCCCACUAUCUGCGCCUCUUGAGAGUCACUGGACGACGGAAUGAGGGAAUAUUAGAGUUUAACCUGGCUAACCAGUGGGGUACCGUCUGUGACGACGGCUUCGAUAUAGUGGCGGCCAAUGUUGCUUGUAAACAGCUGGGUUUUCACUAUGGUGCUGAAAAAGUGAAAAGCUUUGGAGGAGGCUCUGGACAAAUAUGGAUAGACGAAAUCAAUUGUCUUGGAAACGAGACGUCAAUUUUAGAGUGCAGAAGGAAUAACUUUGCUGCACAUGAUUGUACGCACGCUGAGGAUGUUGGGCUGGUCUGUAAAACUUCACCAAAUCCAGAGGGUUGUGGUGUGCCAAAGGCGGAUCCAAAAAGUCGACGAAUUGUUGGAGGACACACGUCCACGCGCGGAAGUUGGCCUUGGAUAGCCAGUAUAUUCCUCCACAUUCCGCCAAUGAGUCAGGAACAGUUCUGCGCCGGGAGUCUGGUCAACGACGAGUGGAUUCUAACUGCUGCCCACUGUUUUGAUAGAACAACAGAUAAGAGAGAUAUCCGAAUUCGAUUGGGAGAGUACAACCUUCACCAUCGUGAUUCCUCUGAACAAACUUUCAAUGUAACCGAGCUGUUUCUCCACCCAUUGUAUACCAAGGCCUCUCACGACUUCGAUAUUGCAUUGAUAAAACUGAACAGGCCCGCAGAUACCAGCACUGGAUACGUCAACAAUAUCUGUUUGCCCCUGGCUUCUGAAGACAAUUUCCAAAGUGAUUACUGUUUUGUAGCUGGUUGGGGGAAUACAGGUUCAUCAGCUUCAUCAAAGACCAAUGUGUUACAAGAAGCAAAAAUACCAUUACUUGGAAAUGAUGUAUGUAAGAGUAUAUACGGGCAACUAACAAGCAAUAUGAUGUGUGGGGGAUACGUGUUCGGCGGAAUAGAUACCUGUCAGGGCGAUUCGGGAGGUCCAUUAAGCUGUAGACGAAAUGGUCGCUGGGAAUUGGGCGGAGUGAUCUCAUGGGGUAAUGGGUGUGCCCAGGUGAUGAAGCCGGGUGUGUACACGAGGGCUAAGCCUUACUUACAAUGGAUAACAGAUACAUUAUUAGGGAAAACGGCACCAUCGACAGCUGCUCCAGCUAGACUUCACAUUAACUCACUGUUUGGUCGAUGAAAUUUUAUAAAAUGUACUCACAUUUAUAUAAGUGUAUUGUAUAAUUUUAUAUGCACAUUCCUUAACAAAAGAAUCUCAAUAGCUGACAUUUUUUCUUCAUUUUA